AUGUCUACGAAGAACCACGCCCUUAUCUUUGGGUCAUCGGGGAUAUCAGGAUGGGCGCUUGUUAAGGAGUGCCUAAGCUAUCCGACACCCGGCACUUUCAGCAAGAUAACCGCCCUAUCUAAUCGUUCUCUGUCUACUGUAGAUACACAGUGGCCGAACGAUUCAAGGCUUCAGCUGGACAGCGGUAUCGAUCUCACCGGGCCGGUUGAUAUCGUCAUCGAAACAUUAAAGGAAAAGGUCGAAGGCAUUGAAACUGUGACGCAUGUCUUCUUGCUUGUCUAUCUGGACCCUGGAGAGGACAAACAGGCUCUAGUGAAUGCCAAUACUACUCUUAUAAGGACUGCUGUCAACGCCGUCCAGGUGGUGUCUCCCUGCGUUAAAAGUUUUAUUCUACAGACAGGAGGGAAGGUAUACGGACUAGAGCGACCAGAUGCUGUAAAGAUUACCACCCCGCUCAAGGAGUCGUAUCCACGGAUUCCCAAACCGAUUGCAGACGAAAUCUUCUAUUACUCGCAGUAUGAUGUGCUCGACUCUCUGUCUAAAGGCGCUUCAUGGACAUUCACCGAGAUCCGUCCUGAUGCGAUGAUUGGGUUUGUACCUGGAACAAAUGUGAUGAAUCUUGCUCAAGGCCUGGCUUUUUAUCUGAGCCUGUACCGCCAAGUCCGAGGCGCUGGUGCAGAAGUGCCCUUCCCAGGCGCGGAACAUGGCUACCGCCACAAACACACCGACACCUUUCAGGACAUUGCAGCGAGGAUGGAAAUUUAUGCGGCCCUGAAUCCGGAGAAAUGUGGAAACGGCAAGGUAUUCAAUAUUGCAAACGGGGACGUGGUAACAUGGGCGGACAAAUGGGCUAGGAUCUGCGCUUAUUUUGGUCUUAAAGGGGUUGCUCCUAAGGACACAUUUGAGGCACCGUCGGAAUUCGUCAAGAAAAACAUCAAUGUCUGGAAUGAUUUGACUCAAAAAAAGGAUCUCAAACCCAGUCAGCCAGAGUCCUACUACUGGCCGUUCUUGGACGUUAUGAUGAACAAGGCUUUCUUUGACCGUGAUUACGACUUGAGUGCCGCCAGAGCCGUUGGGUUCAACGAGACCAUCGAUACAGUCCAAGCCUACCACAUAGCUUUCGACAGGAUGAGAGCGGCUAGAGUGAUUCCAUAG
Exophiala spinifera is the source of this 1155-nucleotide messenger RNA. RefSeq lists its product as uncharacterized. The transcript has 2 exons. The record is from RefSeq and is a predicted model, not a curated record. Bases 1 to 1155 code for a protein of 384 amino acids. NCBI's taxonomy places the organism in Eukaryota, Fungi, Ascomycota, Eurotiomycetes, Chaetothyriales, Herpotrichiellaceae.